UUACAGGUAUCGGAAACGAAGGUGUAUAAACGAAGAUGGUUGAUCCUGAUACUAUUCGUGCUGUACAGCGCGAGCAACGCGAUGCAAUGGAUCCAAUACAGCAUCAUAUCGAACAUCGUGAUGUCGUAUUACAACGUCUCAAGCCUGUUGGUGGACAUGACCAGCAUGAUAUACAUGAUAACUUACAUUCCGUUCAUCUUCCCGGCUAGCUAUCUUCUCGACAGAUUCGGACUGAGGUUCGCCGCACUGGCCGGCGCGAUCGGCACGACGCUCGGUUCCUGGAUAAAAGUGGCCAGCGUCAGUCCGGAUCGAUUCUGGAUCACUUUCAUCGGUCAAGCAUCCGUCGCCGUGAGUCAAACGUUCGUCUUAUCAGUGCCAGCCCGUUUAGCGGCUGUUUGGUUCGGCCCGGAUCAAGUCAGCAGUGCUUGCAGCAUCGGCGUUUUUGGGAAUCAGUUAGGAAUAGCCAUCGGUUUCCUGUUUCCACCGAUGCUGGUACAGAACAGCGAAGACAUGAACAUUGUUGGUCGAGGACUGCAAGUGAUGUUUUACAUAGUGGCCACUUUCACCACGAUCAUCCUCGUUCUCAUCGCCUUGUUUUUCAAAGCCGAGCCACCGUUACCACCGAGUACGGCUCAGGCCGUACAAAGGGACUCGGAUACUCCCGCAAAUUUCUUCCUCUCUGUAAAGAAGCUAGUCACAAACGUCGGGUACCUGUUGCUGCUGCUCAGUUAUGGCAUCAACGUCGGCGUGUUUUACGCGAUCAGCACGCUGCUCAAUCGCAUCGUUCUUCAAUAUUUUCCUGGUCACGAACAGGACGCUGGGAGGAUCGGUUUGACCAUCGUUUGCGCUGGGAUGUUGGGCUCUGUUAUGUGCGGCAUAGUACUCGAUAAAACGCAUAGGUUCAAAGAGACGACGUUGGGAGUCUACAUUCUGUCUUUCAUAGGCAUGAUCAUCUUCACAUUUACGUUGGACUCUGGUUACAUAUACGUUCUCUACAUAACUGCUGGUAUGCUAGGAUUUUUCAUGACUGGCUACCUUCCCGUGGGUUUCGAAUUCGCGGCGGAGCUGACGUACCCAGAACCGGAGGGUACAUCCGCCGGAUUGCUGAACGCCGUGUGCCAGGUGUUCGGCAUAAUCUUCACGAUCCUCUACAGUUGCGCGCUGGACUAUCUGGGCGACUUUUGGGCAAACAUAUUCCUCUGCAGCACACUGGCUUUCGGCACUCUCCUCACCGUCAUCAUUCCCAACGAUCUUCGAAGGCAGAAAGCCAAGUUGUAAGCGCUGGACCGUUUAUCGUCGAAGAUCGGCAAGUAUAAAGCUACGCACGGUCGACUAGUCUCCUUUGUGAUCGAUUAAUCCGAGUUGAAAGAAGAGAAUAUUUUUUAUUAAGACGGACGAUUAAUUAUUUAAGGCUGCCUGAGUUUAAAGAGUGGCAAGUAAAAUCCCUUCUUUAGCUCGUGUCUACUGUUAUUAUUAUCAUUGUUAAUUUAUUUUUAUAUUUAAUCGUUCUGUUGGGUAUAAAUGAUGUAAAGACAGGCAGAUUAAUUCUAAGAAAAUCUUAACGAGGGCAAUAUAAAACGACAAGCUAUUUUCGAGCAUGUCUCACGAAUCUAAUUUCAAUUUGAAAAAUUGAUAAUAAAAACGGUAGAGCAGACAAUAACGCGUCGGGCAUGGUUCAAGAUCUGAGUUGUUGGAAGGUUCCCUCGAUUUAGUGCCAACGAGAAUGCUUCCGGAUACGUGACAUUCGAGUUAAGAUGUAAUCCGUUUCGUUUCUUGUUCCCCAGUGAUUCUACCACUUGGUCAAAUGGCACGAGUCUCACAUUGUGUUCUGAACAUGUCACAGGUUCUCCCGUUUCUUCCGCGUAGUCUUAAGAAUUGCCCAUAAUUUCCGAAAGACAUUCCAAAACUCUUUCUUACCACUAAGAGUUUCAUGAAACAAAGUAGCCCGACGAUUUUUGCUUCGAACUUAUUUAACGAAUUGUCAGUUUAGACAUUAACUCGGGUUUUGAAAUCGUAAGUAACGCACGUUAGUAUGAGAGUGUUUAGUAUUUUUAUGAAUCAGCCAUUCCGAACGGGAAACUGAACGACAUAGUGAGAAGUUUAGAAUAGUAUUUCGUGGAACGAAACGAAAAUCUGCGAUAUCACAGAUGAUAUAUGAUACGCUCGUAGCGUUUAGAUUGUUGGAAAAAUACGAUUACGGUGCUGUGCACCUAAUUAAUACGUAAAAUCUACUUAUUCUUGUUAAUGUAUGUGUUAAUCAAUGAAAUUGAACACGUAGAGUAGGUAUUUAAAAUCUUAGCGAAUCACACGAAAGCCUAAAAUUAACGAAACACGAUAAGCACAAGAUUUUCAAUUUCCUUUUUUUUAGCGACUAUUUCGUUUGAUCAUUUGCAACAAGACUGACGCAAGAGGGUAAAAGAAAUUACGAACGAUGAGAUGUAACGACCAGCAUUAUAAAUAUUUUAUUACCUUAAGUUUAAUGAAAUUAAUUUAGUGAAAAUGAAUGGCACAAGUCGUUCCCAUCUUUAAAUUGGCAAUAACAUUACUUUACGCUGCCUGUGAACAUUUUCAAAAUUUUACUCACCUCAGUUUUGCCUAUUCUCAAAAGAGAAUAUUGUAACAUUUUUUCAUUACAAGUAUUUCUAUGCCACACGAUAUUUCUAUGUGGAGGGUAAUAAUUUCUUAGUUAUUCUGUGACCUAGAAACGCGCCACUGGAAAAGUGAAUUGGCUGAGCAACUCGAUUUACUAGCUGAUCGACUUGAGAUUCUUAAUUAAAAUUGCUCCGGCAGCGAACCAGCGUUAGGGAAAAAUCAAUUAUCGUCGCGCGAAUAGACCGUUCUGUGGCGACCUAAACUGAUAUCAGAAAUUGAUUUCCCUAUCAAUCGUGGAAAGAUUGUUUCUCAGGUGCUGUUCAAGUAUUAUUCGACGUCACAUUUUUCGACUGUAUCAUUCGUUUGGUGCCAAUUUUCUGUGGAACAAUUCGUUUCGAAGUAUACGACACGACAAUAAUGAUUGUACCUCCGUGUACGAACUAAACUAAAGUAUUAUACGUGCGGAUAUGUCGUAGCCGUAAUUGUUGUAGAAUUGUUAUCACCGAUCUAUGUGUGCUAUUUUUUAUAGGAACGUAUUAUAUCGUGUGUCCUAAAGUUGCGGGGGCCAUAAGUUCGAGAAUAAUCGACAAUAAAAAAUAUAUUAGUAAGGGACUUAAGGAGCAUCGACACAGGGCGUAAUUUUCUUCUAUUUUUGUAAGAGUCUCUGUAGUACAAACGAAACGAGGAUUGCAACAUAUUUUCUUUCAGAGUAAUUCUAUAUCUUUCAUAUACACAUAUAUAUAUACAUAUAUAUAUACAUAUAUCAAUAUUUUCUUGUUUAAAGAAUACGUCAGAGCAACAAGUUAGAAGAAAUUUCGAAACUAAUAUAUUUUUCAAUGAUGUUAGUCAAUUAUAAUUAUCACCGAUUGUUAUAUUUUGAUGAACGGUUCGAAAGAGAUGAUGGCACACGCGUAUAUAUGUAGUUGUGUAUGCGGAUUUGUUUCCUUGAAAUAGUAAGAAGAAACGUGUGCAUGUAUAUUUUAUCUAAAAGCGUUGUAUCCUUGUGCAAGAUGUUCAAGCACGUGUUUUAUGAAUUGAAGAUCAACUUUUUCGCUAUGUACCUGAACUGUUCUCCACAAUAUCUGUUUCCAUCGAACGUUCUCAGACACGAAUUUCGAUAAUCAAUGGAAAUGCAAUUUAGAGAUUAAUGGAAUAAAUUGUAUUCUACUGUUUAAGAUUUUUAGUGUUAGAAGAUCGUCUUUAUUUUUAAAUGCAAAAUAGCGAAAGGGUUGACGAGUUCAAAUGUUAUAACGAUAGUUAUACCUGGAUGUGAUGUGAAGGACAAUAUUAAGUAACUGUUAACGUGUGCUAGUUUAUAAAAUAUACAUAUAUAUUAUAUAUACAUACCUGUUGUUGAACGAUUCAUUAUAUAUAUACGUGUA
Ceratina calcarata is the source of this 3974-nucleotide messenger RNA. RefSeq names its product feline leukemia virus subgroup C receptor-related protein 2-like. Gene Ontology annotation, biological process: heme export; transmembrane transport. The record is from RefSeq and is a predicted model, not a curated record. Gene Ontology annotation, molecular function: heme binding; heme transmembrane transporter activity. The annotation marks the transcript as partial. The transcript has 7 exons. Gene Ontology annotation, cellular component: membrane. NCBI's taxonomy places the organism in Eukaryota, Metazoa, Arthropoda, Insecta, Hymenoptera, Apidae.